Molecule: messenger RNA, 1180 nt
Organism: Belonocnema kinseyi
Lineage: Eukaryota; Metazoa; Arthropoda; Insecta; Hymenoptera; Cynipidae
Exons: 4
Coding region: 51-602 (183 amino acids)
Source: RefSeq, a predicted model, not a curated record
CUUCAAUCUUGCAGAAUUCUUCAAGACAUUGCCUUUUCUAUUUUGGGAGGAUGAGGACCACCAUUCCUAUUGUGGUGAUAACUUCAGUAUUUUACUUUCGCUCUGCUGAAACAAGUUCAUAUGGAGCUGGUAGCAGCAGCCAGCCUGGAACUGGUCAAGAAGCAGGAUGGUAUGGAUCUGAUAGCAGCGUAGCGGCUGAAAUUCUUCCUGCUGCAGGAAGACCGAAACCUUUGGCAGGUCAGAAGUUAAUAGUGCAAGACGGAAAAAUCAUUAUCAUAGCCGACAUCCAAAAUAAAAAAAUUAUACCAUUCAAAGAAUCAACGCAAUUUUAUGAAUUGACGAAAGUUCAACAUAUUUAUCCAACGGUUGUUGAACGAUGGCAGCGUUUCAAUGUUAAGCCCAACCAGUGGCUGCAAGACGUCAAUAAGCAUGCUGAACAAAAUUAUGAUAUGGAAUGGUUGACUGAAGAGGCUUUAAAAAUAUAUCGGCAGCACAUGGAUGAUGAAGUGAGAAGAACACAUCAUGAAACACUGCGUGCGCCAAUGAAUAUUCACAAUAUAAUUAACAACCAUUGGCAGCCGCCCAGAGGUGGAAAUUAUUAAUUCGUGAAAAAUGUUCUUCAAAUACUUUGAAAAUAAAUUAGAUACAGUCGGUUAAAUAAGAGCGUGGUCACUGUUGUGCGAAAAUAAAAAGACUCAAUACGAAAAUUCAUGCAAAUACAUUAAUAGCAGGUCCAAUCACCUUCUGCGUCAAUAAUGGCUUGACAUCUUCGAGGCAUACUUUGGACAGAACCGCGAUUUGGGAAGUCAUCGACAUUUUUCACCUCUUUGAAACGAUUCCACCAUUUACUCACAAACUGUUUUGACUUCUGCAUAUAUUUCGCAGCAGCUGCUUGGGUCAUUUUGAGAAUUUUAGGGCGCGAGCACAAAAAAACUGCUUCGAAGCGCGAAGCGUACCCUGGCAGACCAAAGGAACCGAUUAGAGCCUCUACAAAGUACCCCUAAAGACCCCAUUGGUUCCUCAUUCGGUUUUUGUUGCAGCGUUAAAAACUUUAAAAAAUAGAGUACCUGUCAUUUUCAUCGGCCGAAGGUGCCUUCAAGUGCAUCUUUUUUUAGUAGCAUUUAAUAAGCGUUCCGUCGAUAACUUUAAGAAUUUUGUCUGGCUGCUAGCGCCACGCAGU